Molecule: messenger RNA, 3329 nt
Organism: Pyrus x bretschneideri (Chinese white pear)
Lineage: Eukaryota; Viridiplantae; Streptophyta; Magnoliopsida; Rosales; Rosaceae
Product: ankyrin repeat-containing protein At5g02620-like
Exons: 5
Coding region: 1263-3131 (622 amino acids)
Molecular function (GO): protein binding
Source: RefSeq, a predicted model, not a curated record
CCGGGGAACUCAGGCUUUAAAAGGAUCUGGAGGAUCCGGAUGGAUGAGAUCCGGAGAGGAUCCAACCUUGCUGUGUUAUUUGAUUCUAAUGGCUCUGUCUGUGCAAGGAGAUUCUCCCUUUAAUGGAGUCUUUUCUUUUCUAUCAAAAAAAAAAAAAAAAGACUCGCUCCGGUUUUAACUGCUCAUUUUCAAUGGAUUUUAGUGAAUAAACAAUUUUUUAUUUCAAAAAGUAAUAAAAUAAAAAAGACCCCCACCAUUGCGAAUAGGGCCCGACAUGUGUUUUUAGUGCCGGACAGAUGACUGGCUCUUUCCAUAACAUUUUGGUACUUCGUCAGCCUAACGUAGGGGAGUGACGUAUAACGGUACAAAAGAGCGAACCAAUUGUGUUUGUCUUUUAUUUUUCUUUUCUAUAUUUUAGUUAAAUUGAUCUAUGAAAUUGUUAUAAUUCCUUACUUUAGCCUUUAACAAUGAAAAUUGAUAAAAAUGAUCCUAAAUUUGUCUACCGUAAAUUAUUUUGAUCAUUCUAAGAAAAUAAGUCAACAUAUAUUCUUAUUAAAUUGUCACGCGAAUAGCUACGUGAUCAUCUUUUUAAAGAUAUUUUUGUCAAAUCAAUUAUUCUAUGAAAAUAAGUCAACAUAUAAUCUUAUCAAAUUGCCAUGUGAAUAGCUACGUGAUCAUCUUUUUAAAUAUAUUUUUAUCAAAUCAAUCAAUUCACUUAAUAAAGAUAUUGACAGAUUUUUCACAUAAGGGUAAAACAAUUUACGGUGGACAAACUCAUGGAUCACUUCUAUCGGUUUUCAUUGUCAAGAACCAAAAUAAAGAGUUAUAUCAAUCUUGGUGUCUAUUUUGGCUGAAAAAACCUUUCUUUCCUAAAUGACCAAUAUACUACAUCUGAAUUUCUGAAAGAAAUACACUAAAACUUGUUUUCUUAAAUAAAAUUAAAAUUGUUGCUUAGUACUACAACUUAAUUAAUGGCACUUUUAAGUAAGAAAUCUUGAGUUCAAAUAUUAUGGAUGACGAGUUCGAUAUAUUCUAUCUCAUCUUAAUGUAAAUACAUGGUUGUAUUAAAAAAUUGACAUUAUGGGUUAUCUCACUCUACUAGUGUAAAUCAAAUCACUUAUUAUUGGUUAUCUCGCUAUUUAACUUGUAGUUAAUGCUUUAGAAACAUCCUACAUUAUAAAUUACUUGCUAAUUCAGGUUUUUCUGUGUAGAUAUAAUAAUUACAGGCGUUUACGUUACUUCCACAAGUUCAAUUAGGAAAAAUGUCUAGUCCACGAGCACAAAGUAUACCAGCUCCAACUGGGAUUCAAAUGGCGGCAGUAAAUGGCGCUCCGGUUGCUGAAAAUGUCGUCAUUGGCAUUCCCGCUUCUACAGAACCCAUUCAUCAACCGAACCAUCCUUCACGUCAUCUACUAGAAAAUACCAAUAGAGAUUCCUACUUGAACUUGUGUAUGCCCCUCUAUAAAGCUGCAAUGAAAGGCGACUGGGAUACCACCAAGGACAUCUUAAAUAUCAACCGGGCACUCUUAACCGCUAGUAUAACAAAAGGAUGGGAAACUGUUCUUCACGUUGCAGCUGGAGUAAAGGACAAUAUUCACUUUGUGGGGGAACUAGUCCAAAUGAUGGAUGAAGAAGACUUGGCACUUCAAGACAUUAAAGGAAAUACGGCACUGAGCUUAGCUGCUGCAACUGGAACCCUAGAAAUUGCCGAGAUUUUGAUACGAAAAAAUAGGUCCUUGCCAACAAUUCCAGGUGGUAAAGGAAUGACACCACUCUAUGUGGCUGCUUUGUUUGGACAGUCUAAAAUGGCGUGGUAUUUAUACGAUAAAACAUAUGAAACGUUGAAUGAAAAGAGCCGCAGAUUUCUAUUCUUCUGUUGCAUCGAUCAUGAUCUUUAUGAUGUAGCCCUGAAGUUGCUAGAAGAUGAUACUACAUUAGCAACGGCCCGCAAAGGCGACGGUGGAACGGCCUUGCAUGUCAUAGCUCGAAAGUCUUUAGAAUUUGGUGACCAAAGUACCCCUGGAAUGUGUAGAAGACUUAUGAACACAUUGAAAGUACUCCUAGGCAUAAAGUUUUCUUACAAAAGAAACUUGAAGCAAACUGAAGCCUUGAAACUAGUCGAAUGCCUUUGGAAAGAAAUGUUGAAACAUGACGAUGAUGAAGUCAUGCGUCUGAUAGGAGAACCUUCAGAAUUACUAUUUGAUGCAGUGAAAUUAGGAAAUUAUGAGUUCUUGUCCGUUCUUAUUGACUUUUAUCCGGAGUUGCUAUCAGAAUGUGACGACAACAAUCAGACUAUAUUCCAUAUUGCAGUCUUGCAUCGCCAUGCAUGUAUCUUCAAUCUAGUGCACGAGACAGGCUCCAUCAAAGAUAUCAUAGCAACAUAUACUGACAAUGAGAAUAACAACAUUCUACAUCUAGCAGCAAAAUUGGCACCUCAAGACCAACUCAAUCUUGUGUCUGGAGCGGCUCUUCAAAUGCAGCGAGAAUUAGUAUGGUUUGAGGAAGUCGAGAAGAUAGUGCAACCUCCCUUCAUAGACAUGAAAAAUAACCAAGGCACAACACCUCGAGAAUUAUUCACUAGCGAGCAUGAGGAUCUAUUGCACAAAGGAGAAUCAUGGAUGAAGAGCACUGCAAAUUCGUGCAUGCUUGUUUCAACUAUUAUCGCCACUGUCGUGUUUUCAGCUGCAUUUAGCAUUCCGGGGGGUAUAUCUGAUAAUAAACGAACACCGAAUUUCGUAAAAGAGACAGCAUUUCUAAUCUUCAUCAUAUCUGAUGGAGUAGCACUCUUUUCCUCAUCAACUGCAAUCCUCAUGUUCUUGUACAUCCUUACAUCACGGUAUGCUGAAAACGAUUUUCUCAAAUCCUUACCGUUGAAGUUGAUGAUCGGACUCACUUCACUCUUCAUAUCUAUAACAUCGAUGAUGGUAGCUUUCAGCACAGCCUUCUAUUUAUCUUGUCACUACGAAUUGAGAUGGGUUCCGGAUCUUAUAUUUAUAUUUGCAUUCGUCCCUGUUGCCUUGUUCGCUUUCUUGCAGUAUCCUCUCCUGUCUGACAUAUUCUUUUCAACAUAUUGUUCAAGUCUUCUGUUUCAGCCAAGGAGGGAUUUGAUUUACUGGAAAGUCAAGGCCUAAUUUGUAGAACCCUCUAACUGAUACCUUGCCUCCACAAUGAUGUGUAUAUAUGUAUAUGAUGAUUGCUCAAAAUUGCAUGUCCAAUGCGCUUUGGUUAUACCAUUAAAUGUUUUUCUUGAGUAAUUUAUUAAAUUUGUGUUUUAUUAUGUAUAACUGAUCAAAUAGAUUUUAUAUCUAAUUUAUUUAAUUUUUGACUUA